AAACUAGGUAUCCAAUCUGUCAAUUGAUAAAAUGCUCGCGUUCAGAGUUCAGUUGGUCUCGUUCAAGAUGCUCUGUCGAGGGAUUUUCCUGUUUUACUUGAUCACCGAGACCAUUGCCUCCUGUGCCCCACCGCAGAGUUAUAAAAGGAUCGUGAUUGUUGGUAGCGGAGCUUCUGGUAUCGCAGCAGCCACCAAAUUAAUGUUAAACGGUUUUCAUAAUGUUCAAAUCCUAGAAGCUGAAAACAGAAUCGGUGGACGUGUGAAUACAGUAAAAUUCGAUGAUUACUUGGUCGAUUUAGGGGCGCAAUGGAUCCACGGAGAAAAGGGAAACGUCGUGUACGAAAUCGUAGCUAAUAUGAACCUGACCGAUCAUUCGGAUCCGUACAAAGAAGAAGUAUUCACAUCCUCGGGUGAAUUAAUUGAUUCUACAAUGAUGAAGAACCUUACAGAUAUUUACAUUGAACUUAUAGACGACAUAAUAAAUGUAACGGUCGCUUGCCAACGUUCUGUCGGCGAGUGUUUCGAAGCCAAGUUGAAAGAACAUUUCGCGGUAUUUCCGGAAUUAAAUGAAACGAUGCAGGAACAAUUAUUAUGGAAUUUCAAUAUGAUGCAGACGAGUUUAGAUCCAGCCGACUCGUGGUACGAUAUUGCGGCACAAGAAUACGGGGAAUAUCAAACCUGCGAUGGGGACCAGACAGUAAAUUGGAAAGAACGAGGAUACAGUACAAUUUUGGAUAUACUGAUGCAAAAAAUACCAGACCCGGUUAACGAAUUACCGGUGAUGAAUAAAACUGUCUUGAACGCAGAGGUGACAAAAAUUGAUUACUCGGGCGAAGAUGGUAAAGCGAAGAUAACGACACACGAUGGAAGAGAAUUCAUAGCCGAUCAUGUUAUCGUCACGGUUUCCUUGGGGGUACUUAAAGAGCAGCAUGAAACUCUAUUCAAUCCUCCAUUACCAGAAUACAAAGUUAACAGUAUCAAGGGUUUGGGGUACGGAUACGCUUGUAAAAUAUUCUUAGCGUUUAAUGACACUUGGUUCAAUCCUGAGAACAUGAAAAAUGGCGGUUACAGAAUACUAUGGAGUAAAGAAGAGAGGGAGGAACUUGACAGGGAUCCUAAAAGAAGGUGGAUGGCUUACGCGUUGGGAUUUUGGGUCGUGGAACACAAGCCUCGCUUACUCUACGUGUGGGUUUCCGGAAAGGGUGGGCGUUUGAUGGAUAAGGUCACAGACGAUGAAGUAUACGAUCAAUGCGUAGAAUUGUUGAACAAAUUUUUGUCGAAGCAUUUUAACGUUAGUAAACCGAUAGGGAUGAUAAGGAGUAAAUGGUACCAAAAACAUUUUCGCGGGACGUAUAGUUACCGUAGCUUGGAAACGGUAAGAACGAAUUCGAGUGCUAAACAAUUGUCUGAACCAAUUUUAAAAAUGGAAAAAACCGUGAUUUUAUUCGGUGGGGAAGCUACCAACAAUCAUCAAUUUUCCACGGUGCAUGGUGCAGUUGCUACCGGGUGGAGAGAAGCCGAAAGACUGAUAGAUUUCUAUGAAAAACAAUUGCCCGAAUGUGACGAUGUCCAUUUUGGAUUUAAACUACUAUAAAUGAAAAUUACUAUAAAAAAGAAAAAAUAGAUUUUCAGGUUUCAGUCAUCUGUAUUUACAGAUCUAGUAAACACAUUAUGUAAUUAUUAAAUGUAAGAAUUUUUCGUUUAUUUCCAUUCGAUUAAAGAUGUGCGUAUGUACUUGUAUAUAUAUAUACAUAUGUACAGGAAAUGUGUGUAAAUACAUACAUACUUGAAAAUUA
Messenger RNA from Osmia bicornis bicornis, 1796 nucleotides. Its product is annotated as peroxisomal N(1)-acetyl-spermine/spermidine oxidase-like. Gene Ontology annotation, molecular function: polyamine oxidase activity. The record is from RefSeq and is a predicted model, not a curated record. Bases 32 to 1594 code for a protein of 520 amino acids. The transcript has 8 exons. Lineage: Eukaryota; Metazoa; Arthropoda; Insecta; Hymenoptera; Megachilidae.